Messenger RNA from Penaeus vannamei (Pacific white shrimp), 2148 nucleotides. The record is from RefSeq and is a predicted model, not a curated record. Lineage: Eukaryota; Metazoa; Arthropoda; Malacostraca; Decapoda; Penaeidae.
UGUUGCGAAUGCACAAACCAGAAGUGUUUGUUAUUGUGUCGGCCAUAAACGAGAAGCAAGGUAGUUUGACACACAAUUUCUCCACAAAAUGCCGCCGACCGUCAACCAAAACCACAGUGUGGACAGAGAUAAACGACCGAGAACUGGAGAAAGAAGAUCUGACCUAGUGAGUAGGGUGAAGUACUGCAACACAUUGCCAGAUAUUCCAUUUGAUCCAAAAUUCAUCAAUUACCCAUUUGAUUCUAAUAGGUAUGUGCGGUAUAAACAAACCUCCUUAGAGAAGAAUUAUCGCUAUGAAGUUCUCACUGAGCACGAUCUUGGAGUUACAAUUGACCUGAUUAACCCAGAAGCUUACACGCCUCAGUCCAAUGCACAACUGCAUCCCACAGAUGAGAGGUUGCUGGAAGAUGACAUUCUCACUCCACAGGAUGCUAAACGUUCUCGCCAUCACCAUGUCAAUGUGUCAUGGUUGCGAAGGACAGAGUACAUCUCCACUGAGCCAACAAGAUUCCAGCCUCAGACAAUGGAGAAAAUUGAAGCUACAGUCGGUUUUGCAGCUCGCAGGAGAAAGGCUACUGAUGAGAAUGUAUACACUGACAGAGAGAGUCAGCUGAGAGCAAUUGAGAAGACCUUCCUUGAAGUUAAAGAGCUCAAGCACCACUACAGCAAGCCAGGGGUCACAGCUGUGGAAGAAUUACCAGUAUUCCCAGAUUUCAGCCUUUGGAAGUACCCAUGUGCCCAGGUCAUUUUCGACUCUGACCCUGCUCCUGUGGGUAGACCAAUGCCAGCCCAGCUUGAGGAAAUGUCACAAGCAAUGAUUAGGGGUGUGAUGGAUGAAUCAGGAGAACAGUUUGUGGCCUACUUCCUGCCAACUGAUGAGACCCUAAAGAAGAGAAAACGAGAUGCUGAAGAAAAUGUUGACUACAUGGAUGAAGAUGAGUAUGACUACCUGAUGGCAAGAGAGUACAACUGGAACGUUAAGAACAAGGCCUCAAAGGGCUACGAAGAGAAUUACUUCUUUGUACUUCGUGAUGAUGGGGUUUACUACAACGAGCUUGAAACAAGAGUGCGAUUGAGCAAACGUCGACUGAAGCAAGGUCAGCAGCCUAACAACUCUAGGCUUGUGGUGCGUCAUCGUCCUCUCAUUGCGCAGGAACACAAGACACAGCGGUUUAGGGAACGAAUGCUGGAACCACCUGGUGAGGAUGAGGAAGAAGAAGAAGAGGAAGAGGAAGAGGAGGAAGAGAUGGAGGUGGAAGAGAAUGAUAAAGGGAGUCGAUCGGGCUCACGCUCGAGGAGCCGGUCAGGUUCACGUUCACGAAGCCAGUCAAGAAGCAGUUCCAGAAGCAAGUCACGCAGCAAAUCUCGCAGCAAGUCCAGAAGUCAGUCACGCAGCAGAUCCCGCAGUGGUUCAAGAAGCAAGUCAAGAAGUAGGUCAAGGAGCAAGUCAAAGUCAAGGUCUCGCUCUCGCUCCAAGUCCAAAACUCGCUCCCCAUCCCGCUCACCUUCAAGAUCGGCCAAAUCAAACAAGCGGAGUCCAAGCCGAUCCCCAUCACAGCGAGGCUCUCCGGCACGCAGUAGGGCUUCAGGAUCAGGGUCAGGCUCUGACUCAGGCUCUGAUUCAGACUCUUCAGGCUCUGGUUCAGGCUCAGACUCAGACUAGAAGCAAGGUUUGGAGGGACUGUGUGCCUGAGAUCAAGAAUUACAAAUACUUCUUGUUAAGAGGUCUUUGACAGGUUGUUUGAAGUACCUGCUAAAUAAUCUAAAUUGAAGAUCGUCAACAUAGGAUGCGAAGAAAUGUACAUAAUUUGGUAAAAGCGUUAUUCUUUAUUAAAGUACAGUGCAACAAUAGAUUUAAUAUUUUAUGUCUUGGUCAACAAGAACUAAGAGGUAGCAGAUAGCAGAAACUAUUUUAAAUUGUGUUGACUGUGAAGACCUAAAUACUCAAGGUUAUACUUGAGAUGAAAUUUUUAAAGGUGUCAGAUAUUUAUUUAAGGAAAUGAGGCAAUUCAUACACUAUGUAUGUAUGUAUGGCAGUAAAACAGAAUAAAGAUUAUAUAGUCUUUCAAUUUUCAUGGCUUGAUAUUGACCUGUAAUAUCUUGUGAAAUUGAAUGUUUGUGGAAAUAAUAUAAUUGCUACUAAAUGUC